UCGGACGCUGAAGGGCCGGGCGUCGUGGGGGUCAUGGCAUCGCUGGCGGAGCGAGUGCGGGCCAACGGGCGCAUCGCCGCCGGGCUCCUGCUCAACCUGCUGGUGUCCAUCUGCAUCGUGUUCCUCAACAAAUGGAUCUAUGUGCACCACGGCUUCCCCAACAUGAGCCUGACGCUGGUGCACUUUGUGGUCACCUGGCUGGGCUUGUACCUGUGCCAGAAGCUGGACAUCUUUGCCCCCAAAAGCCUGCCGCCUUCCAAGCUCCUCCUCCUGGCCCUCAGCUUCUGUGGCUUCGUGGUCUUCACCAACCUCUCCCUGCAGAACAACACCAUAGGCACCUAUCAGCUGGCCAAGGCCAUGACCACGCCGGUGAUCAUAGUUAUCCAGACCCUCUGCUACAAGAAAACCUUUUCAACCAAAAUACAGCUCACGCUGUGGGUAGGAGCCAAACAGCAUGAAUUGCAAGUUAACUCAAUGCAGCUGCUGUACUACCAGGCUCCAAUGUCAUCGGGCAUGUUGCUGGUUGCCGUGCCCUUCUUUGAGCCACUGUUUGGAGAAGGAGGACUGUUCAGCCCCUGGUCAGUUUCUGCUUUGCUCAUGGUGCUGCUCUCUGGAGUAAUAGCAUUCAUGGUGAACUUAUCGAUUUAUUGGAUCAUUGGGAACACGUCACCAGUCACCUACAACAUGUUUGGACACUUCAAGUUCUGCAUCACUUUAUUUGGAGGCUAUGUUUUAUUUAAGGACCCGCUGUCAGUUAACCAGGGUCUCGGCAUGCUGUGCACAUUAUUUGGCAUUCUCGCCUAUACCCAUUUUAAACUCAGUGAACAGGAGGGAAGUAAGAGUAAAUUGGUACAGCGUCCUUAAUUGUUUUCUUGUGUGUGUGGAGAAAAGUCACCUGAAGAUUUAAAAAUGUUAAGUGUACGAGUUGCUUUCAAAGAAGAAAAAUAAUUACAUUGCAUAAUUCAUGGAAUGAUGGUUUCCAAGGAGUAACACAAAGGAAACUUUAUUUAUAAGUAUGACUUUUUCCUUUAGAGUACCUUUUUUGAAGAACUUAAUUCAUGCCUCUUUUCAAAGGUGAUGGUUGUAUGAAGUACACAGGAUGGUUUGGUUAUACCAAAUGAAGUACAUGAAAUUAAAGUUCUGUAAAAGCGGCAGAGGACUUCAUAUCACUGAACUACAGAUGUGUCGAGGUUUUUAAGUGUUCAUACUCUUCCAAAGAAGGAGCGUAGCACUCCUCUACUUGCUCGUGGAUGGUCCCCAAUGUGAGCUCUGUAAUUUUAUCCACCGUUCAAGUCAGAAUUUAAAUCUAACAUUUCUAUUUUAGUUGGCUUAGUAUAACUUCCUGCUUAUUUCACUUAUAGAAAUGAAAUAUAAUUUAUAGAAAACAAAGUGUAGUACAGAAGGCCACAAAACAAAAUCCAGUUCCAAGAGUACCAUUUUUCUAGUGGAAAAUUGAGGUCAGAAGUUAUACGUUAUCCAAAAAAACCCUACAGUUUCUAUAGAUAUUCUCUUGUUUUGGAGUUCUCGGUGAGCUCUAGAAACAUGUGUGAAGUUAAAAAACAAAGUAGCUCCAUGUUCAAAUAGCCCAAAGAAAAGAUUAUGGCCCGGCUGGGCGUGGCUCAGCAGUUGAGCAUAGACCUAGGAUCCAGGCGAUAGGGGUUUGAU
Messenger RNA from Miniopterus natalensis, 1665 nucleotides. RefSeq names its product solute carrier family 35 member E3 (gene SLC35E3). NCBI's taxonomy places the organism in Eukaryota, Metazoa, Chordata, Mammalia, Chiroptera, Miniopteridae. The record is from RefSeq and is a predicted model, not a curated record.